Molecule: messenger RNA, 980 nt
Organism: Solea solea (common sole)
Lineage: Eukaryota; Metazoa; Chordata; Actinopteri; Pleuronectiformes; Soleidae
Gene: guk1b
Product: guanylate kinase 1b
Exons: 9
Coding region: 92-805 (237 amino acids)
Biological process (GO): purine nucleotide metabolic process
Cellular component (GO): cytosol
Molecular function (GO): GMP kinase activity
Source: RefSeq, a predicted model, not a curated record
CACACAAACACACAAACACAGUCGAUUAGAAUCUUCACUGAAGAAUCACCAGAACUGACACGGUCGAUAGAGGCUCUGUGAAUAAAGAACAAUGUCAGGACCAAGGCCCUUGGUGCUGAGCGGCCCCUCAGGAGCAGGGAAGAGCACGCUGAUGAAGAGGCUGAUGAAGGAACAUGAAGGCGUCUUUGGAUUCAGCGUGUCACACACAACAAGAAACCCCAGACCAGGGGAAGAAAAUGGCAAAGGGCUGAACAGGCUCCCCAUGCUUCUGGGGGCUACGUUACUGCCCGUAGCAGACGUCUUCUCCUCUGACUUAAAAAUGUCCACCUCAGUUUCGUGUCCAAAUGAAUCAGAAACCGCAGAGAAAGAUUACCACUUCACAACGAGAGAAGCCAUGGAGGAAGGCAUCAGCAAGGGAGACUUCAUCGAGAACGCAGAGUUUUCCGGCAACAUGUAUGGAACAAGUAAAGCUGCCAUAGAGGACGUGCUGGCCAAGAACUUAAUCUGCAUCCUUGAUGUGGACAUCCAGGGUGUGAAGAGGAUUAAAGAGACUGAUCUGAACCCCAUCUUUAUCUCCAUACAGCCUCCUUCCAUGGAUAUACUAGAAAAACGUCUGAGGGACAGGCAGACAGAGACCGAGGAGAGUUUACAGAAUCGUCUGGAGGCGGCUCGCAUCGAUAUGGAGCUCAGUAAGGAGCCAGGAGUGUUUGAUGUCGUUAUCGUCAAUGAUGACUUAGAGCGGGCGUACGAGGAACUGAAGGACAUCCUCAGUGAGGAAAUCCAAAAAGUCCAAGAGGCCAAAUGAUGACGAGGAAACAGUAACCGAGUCUUUCUGCUGUUGGAGAGAAUAAACCUGAGUAACAGCGUCUACACUCACUGCAAACACUAUCAACCUGAAGGUUUUCUUUUACUUUCUGCAACAAAAAAAUAUACAACAAUAUCUAGGUAUGACGAUCAUGACACACACAUUCCCAUUAUAG